This is a messenger RNA of Phytophthora nicotianae INRA-310, 1626 nucleotides long. RefSeq lists its product as hypothetical. The record is from RefSeq and is a predicted model, not a curated record. The coding region runs from base 1 to 1626 and encodes 541 amino acids. The transcript is spliced from 2 exons. Gene Ontology annotation, cellular component: plasma membrane. Gene Ontology annotation, molecular function: oxidoreductase activity. Lineage: Eukaryota; Oomycota; Peronosporomycetes; Peronosporales; Peronosporaceae.
AUGACUACAAGCCAACCAACAACCGCCAGCCCACGUCUCCAAGAGAACCAUACGGGUGACACGGUCACUCCCUCGGACCCGUAUGUGAACGUCGUCUCGCCAAGACACCACGAUGAAUUGGAGGGACUGAGUCGGACACAGAAAUGGACACGUUCGUGGAUGGUGACGCGUUGGCGACUGUCCCGUACUAUCUACUCCGUUCCUCUUCCGAUGCUCACGGCUCGCUUUGAUGUCAAGCAAGGCGACCUGAUCCUCACUCUCCCGCUGCUGUUGAUCCUCCUCGCCGCUUCAGUGGUGCUUACCAACGAACAUGACGUCAAAAUGUCGGGAAUGCCACCGACAUUCACCAUGUUCCUCGUCUUUGGACUGGUGGUUCGCAACAAUUCGUUGUUGCUAACACUCACGGGUAUCCCCUUCGAACGCGCUCUGUUCUACCACAAGCUGUUCGCUUACGCCACGAUCAUCUUGACGGCACUGCACGCCUUCUCAUACCGCUUAUCAAACGAUGAUGGCGAGGAAGAGUACAAGGAUUCCAAAGUAAUCACAGGAGCAAUCGCGUUCGUGGCCAUGAUCUUCAUGUACUUACUGUCUCUAAACAAGAUUCGCCGCCGCUUCUUCGAGUUCUUUUUGCGUGUGCACUGGGUCCUCUUCAUCGUGGUUAUCGUGGCAGCUGUAGCCCACGGCGCUUUCUUUGCCCUCUUCGGGAUCUUGCCGUGGUUCAUCGACAUGCUCUACCGACUCAUAUUCCGUGCUCGCACAUACAAUCGGGGUUCUUCGAAAACAGAUAAGGUCUCAGCUGGAAUUGUUGCUCCGGAACAAGUGACCGUCCACGCUUUAUCGGGAGACAUUACACGCAUCCAGUUUCCACGUGUCCGCAAAGAUACCGGCGAGGCCUUAGAAUAUGAAGCUGGCCAGUACGCGUUCAUAUGCAUUCCGGCAAUUUCCUAUCUCGAGUGGCAUCCGUUCACAUUAUCUUCGUCUCCGAACGAAGCCAUGAAGGUGAGAACUGCUGCUAUUGACACUAACAAUGACUCCCCAUUUGACAUUCUCCUGGAUGGACCUUAUGGCAACGUUUCCGUCGAUAUCGCCACUCCGGGAGUGUACUCACAUUACGUUCUGUUCUCUGGCGGCAUUGGUGUGACUCCGAUGCGGUCAAUUGUCAACUGGUUGUACACUGAACACCGCGAAGGCUAUCGUCCUGAUAUCAAGAAUGUUCACUUCGUAUGGUCUGUACGCGACCGUGACCUUAUUCAAGCGCUCGUCGAUGGUACGGAGCUGCAUCAUGAGACUAACAACUGCGAAUCCUAUUUCCCACCGCGAAUCCAAGACGUGAACGAAGCAGGAAGCACGUUCUUUAGUGAUUUUUACCUCACGCGAGGUGAGAAGGACGUUGAAGCUCAACUCGACCACCAGCUCCGCAACUGUCUUAGAUAUGGUUCUCGCCCUGACGUGACAAAAAUUCUACGAUCCAUGGGUGAAAAGGCAAAGCAAGAUGACAGCACUCGAGUAGCUGUGCUGGUCUGUGGACCAAAGCCAUUGGUGAAUGGCGUCGUGGCCACUGGCAUGACCCUCUCCAAGGAGAUGAAGAUCCAGUUCGACGUUCACACCGAGUUGUUUGAUUUUUAG